Molecule: messenger RNA, 1684 nt
Organism: Drosophila arizonae
Lineage: Eukaryota; Metazoa; Arthropoda; Insecta; Diptera; Drosophilidae
Biological process (GO): long-chain fatty acid metabolic process; fatty-acyl-CoA biosynthetic process
Molecular function (GO): long-chain fatty acid-CoA ligase activity
Source: RefSeq, a predicted model, not a curated record
UUUAGUAGCUGAAACUGAAGGCGAUCAGAGCUAAUAAAAAAUAAAUAGAAUGGACGAAUUCUUCAAAACUCACUACGAUCCCAUUGCACGGAUCUGGAGUGGCUCGAAAUCGUCGCCCAUGUACGAUUUUGAUUGCUCGUACGGUCGCAUAGUGCACAAUCAGCUCAGGAAUAAUCCUAAUCACAUAUGCCAGAUAUGCCUGGCGGAUGGAAAAACUGCGACAAAUCGGGACGUAUUCAAUUGGUCCGUGCGCCUGGCGCAGAAUUUUAAGAAACGCGGAUUACGUCACGAAGACGUCAUCUGCAUCUCGGCCAAGAACAGCACCUACGUUACGCCAGUGGCGGUUGCCUGCCUCUUCAAUGCCACGCCCUUUCACGCCGUCAACCCCAUCCUGGACCCCGAGACACUCAGCCACGUGCUGGCGAUAACAAAGCCAUCGCUGUUCUUCUGCGAUGCCGCCGACCUGGAGAAGCUGAAGACGGCGAGCGCGGCAUGGUCACCCGAGUUCGUAACGCUGACAGGUAAAGUGGAGGGCGUGCCAUACGUUGAGGAAUUCCUUGCCCCAACCAACACUGAAAUGUUUUAUCAACCUCAACCUUUGAUCUUCGGCGGGGAGCAGACCAUGGCCAUCUUGUGUUCGUCUGGCACGACGGGCAAGCCCAAGGCCGUGUGCAUGGCCAACUACAUGCUGUCGUGCAGCAACCCCUUCCUCAGCUCUGAGGCAGUCAUUUACUGCGGCUCCAGCUUGGACUGGUAUUCGGGUCUGAUCAACUUUAUGUACUCCGUCGUAGAUGGCUGCACGCGCAUCAUAGCCGACAAGCCCUUCAGUGCGGAGUAUAUCUUACAGCUCGUGACCAAGUAUAAGAUCAACAUCCUCAGCAUUGCACCGCGUCACGCCAGCGAGUUGGUCGCCUGCCCGCAGGCCACGCCGGAGAAGUUGGCCUCGGUGUUCUUAGUAGCCGUCGGGGGCGGUUGGAUACCCUCGGUGACGUUGCAGAAGCUGCAGAAGCUCAUUCAGAGGGGAUUUGUCUAUUUUGGCUACGGAACUACAGAAUUCGGAGGAGUGUGCGCCGGUGCCUUCAAUGAGAAGCUUGGCAACACAGUUGGCAAACUCAAUGCCGGCAUUAAGAUUCGCAUUGUCGAUGAGGACGGCAAGAAUCUGGGUUACGGCAAGGUCGGAGAGGUCUAUGUGAACCACGGCCGCAACUGGAAGGGCUAUUACGGCAAUCCACUGGAAACUCAGCGCAUGUAUGACUCUCUCGGCUGGUUCCACACGGGCGAUCUGGGCUACGUCGACGAGGAGAACAAUCUGUACAUUGUGGACCGCAAGAAGGAGAUCUACAAGUGCUUGGGCAUGCAAUACUCGCCCAACGAUAUCGAAGCCGUCAUUAGCGAGCUGCCCGAUGUCGUCCAGGUGUGUGUCGUGGGCGUCUACGACGACAAAUACGGCGAUGCGCCCGCUGCCAUGAUAGUCAAGCGGCCCGGUAGCUCCUUGACCGCCGAGCAGGUCAAACAGCAUGUGGCCAAGCGGCUCGUGGUCAACCACAAGCAGCUCCAUGGAGGCGCCUACUUCACCAACGAACUGCCCGUAACUGCCAGCGGCAAAGUGAUGCGUCGCACGGUCAAAGAGCAACUGACCCAGUCGAGCGUAGAUCGAUAGGGGGUAUUUGUAUUAGUCUAGUGA